Quercus lobata is the source of this 3875-nucleotide messenger RNA. RefSeq names its product ARM repeat superfamily protein. The coding region runs from base 167 to 2782 and encodes 871 amino acids. The record is from RefSeq and is a predicted model, not a curated record. Gene Ontology annotation, molecular function: small GTPase binding. The transcript has 3 exons. Gene Ontology annotation, biological process: protein import into nucleus. Lineage: Eukaryota; Viridiplantae; Streptophyta; Magnoliopsida; Fagales; Fagaceae.
GUGUAAUUCAAGCUUCUUGUUUUUCAAUUUUCGUUUUCUUUCUCUCUCUCUCUCUCUCUCUUUCUCUGAGCUAGGGUUUCACUUUUUCAGAGCGCCGUUGAGUUUGUCUCGAUCGGUGACAGUACUGCUACUGUCUCAUUCAAUUCCGUGGACCACCAGAUACAAUAUGGCGAUGGAAGUUACCCAGAUUCUUCUGAAUGCACAAUCGAUCGAUGGUAAUGUGCGGAAGCAUGCAGAAGACAGUAUAAAACAGUUUCAGGAGCAAAACCUCCCCAGUUUCUUCUUAUCUCUGUCUGGAGAGCUAGCGAAUGAUGAUAAGCCUGUAGAGAGCCGUAAAUUAGCAGGUUUGAUACUUAAGAAUGCCUUGGAUGCUAAGGAACAACAUAGAAAGUUUGAGCUUGUUCAAAGCUGGGUGACCCUGGACACUGCCGUGAAGGCCCAGAUUAAGACAUGUUUGUUACAGACCCUAUCUUCUGCUGUAUCUGAUGCUCGAUCAACUGCAUCUCAAGUCAUUGCAAAGAUUGCAGGCAUUGAAUUGCCUCAGAAACAAUGGCCUGAGCUUAUAGUGUCCCUUUUGUCAAAUAUUCACCAGCAAGCAGCUAAUGUCAGGCAAGCCACUUUGGAGACUCUUGGAUAUUUGUGUGAGGAAGUCUCUCCUAAUGUUGUGGAUCAGGAUCAAGUGAAUAAAAUACUUACAGCUGUAGUUCAGGGUAUGAAUGCAUCUGAAGGGAACAAUGAUGUUAGGCUUGCUGCUACUCGAGCACUGUACAAUGCCCUGGGCUUUGCUCAGGCAAAUUUUAGCAAUGAUAUGGAGCGUGACUAUAUCAUGAGAGUUGUCUGUGAGGCAACUCUCUCCCCAGAAGUGAAAAUACGGCAGGCAGCUUUUGAGUGUUUGGUCUCCAUUUCAUCAACUUACUAUGAGAAAUUGGCUCAUUACAUCCAGGACAUCUUUAACAUUACAGCGAAGGCCGUGAGGGAAGAUGAGGAACCUGUUGCUCUUCAAGCCAUUGAGUUCUGGAGUUCAAUUUGUGAUGAGGAGAUAGAUAUCUUGGAAGAUUAUGGGGGUGAUUUUACCGGGGACUCUGCUAUUCCCUGUUUUUAUUUUAUAAAGCAGGCCCUCCCUGCUCUUGUCCCUAUGCUGUUGGAGACACUCCUUAAGCAAGAGGAGGAUCAGGAUCAGGAUGAGGGAGCUUGGAAUAUUGCAAUGGCUGGGGGCACUUGCCUUGGCUUGGUUGCACGUACAGUGGGAGAUGAUAUUGUCCCACUCGUUAUGCCAUUUAUUGAAGAGAACAUAACAAAACCAGAGUGGAGGCAAAGGGAAGCAGCCACGUAUGCUUUUGGUUCAAUUUUGGAGGGUCCUUCCCCUGACAAGUUAACACCUAUUGUCAAUGUUGCGUUAACAUUCAUGCUCGCUGCUUUAACUAAGGACCCAAAUAACCAUGUGAAGGACACUACUGCUUGGACCCUGGGGCGAAUCUUUGAAUUUCUUCAUGGUUCAACCAUAGAUUCACCCAUAAUUACUCAAGCAAAUUGCCAACAGAUCAUUACUGUUCUGCUUCAGAGCAUGAAAGAUGUUCCAAAUGUUGCUGAGAAGGCCUGUGGUGCUCUCUAUUUUCUUGCUCAAGGGUUUGAGGAGGGGGGCCCAUCAUCAACUCUAACUCCUUUUUUCCAGGAAAUCGUUCAGGCCCUUCUCACUGUUACACACAGAGAAGAUGCUAGUGAAUCUCGAUUGAGGACUGCUGCAUAUGAAACGUUGAAUGAAGUGGUGAGGUGUUCAACUGAUGAAACAGCUAGCAUGGUGUUGCAUCUUGUUCCUAUCAUCAUGAUGGAGCUGCACAAGACUCUUGAGGGGCAGAAACUCUCAUCUGAUGAGAGAGAGAAGCAGAGUGAAUUACAAGGCCUGCUUUGUGGGUGUUUACAGGUCAUUAUUCAGAAGCUAGGGUCAUCGGAGCCAACUAAAUAUCUCUUUAUGCAGUAUGCAGAUCAGAUAAUGGAACUAUACCUGAGAGUUUUUGCGUGUAGAAGUGCCACUGUGCAUGAGGAGGCCAUGCUUGCCAUUGGAGCCCUUGCCUAUGCAACAGGGCCAGAUUUUGCAAAAUACAUGCCAGAGUUUUACAAGUACUUGGAAAUGGGUCUUCAAAAUUUUGAGGAGUACCAAGUGUGUGCUGUGACAGUUGGUGUUGUGGGAGAUAUAUGCAGGGCAUUGGAGGAUCAGAUUCUUCCUUACUGUGAUGGGAUUAUGACACAACUACUUAAGAACUUAUCAAGCAAUCAGUUGCACCGUUCUGUUAAGCCUCCCAUAUUCUCAUGCUUUGGUGAUAUUGCACUGGCUAUUGGAGAGAACUUCAAAAAGUAUUUGAUGUAUGCCAUGCCCAUGCUCCAGAGUGCUGCAGAGUUGUCUGCCCACACAUCGGGUGCUGAUGAUGAUUUGGUAGACUACACCAAUUCUCUGAGAAAUGGAAUCUUGGAGGCAUAUUCUGGGAUUUUCCAAGGGUUUAAGAACUCUCCUGAAACCCAGCUCUUGAUUCCCUUUGCACUUCACAUCCUCCAGUUUUUGGACAGCAUUUAUAUGGAGAAAGACAUGGAUGAUGUGGUAAUGAAAACUGCUGUUGGAGUCCUUGGAGAUCUUGCAGAUACACUUGGAAGUAAUGCAGGUACUCUGAUACAGCAAUCUCUGUCAAGCAAAGACUUUUUAGAUGAAUGCUUGUCCUCAGAUGACCAUUUGAUCAAAGAAUCUGCUGAAUGGGCUAAGUUGGCCAUCAGUCGCGCCAUUUCUGUUUGAGGCUAGCAUCGCUUGGUAUUCUCCUUUAUUUUAGAAGUCCCUGCAUGCAUUUGGUCGUGUCGAGUUGGGGUCCAGGGUUGCAUAUUCAUUGAGUCAUCACCAUUUUCUGACAACACAAUACUGUUGGUCUUCAAGCUGUCACUAACUAUUGCGUCAUCACCAAAUGUUGUCACUAACUAAUGCAUCAGCGCGCGCGCACACCCGGGGGUGGGGGGAGGGUUGUUAUGGAGAAGAGGGUAGUCAUGGCUUCACUGAAAUGGGUGGAGGUCUCCAUAGAAAAUCAGAGCAAAGAGGGCUCAUGGAGGAGUGCAGUUGCAGACAGAGAGGGAGGUAAGUGUGAGAUGAAAUUAGAUGCUGCUCAAACUGCUUGAUGAUUGGCUGUGCGCUUGGGUCCUUAAACGAUAGUCCUAUUCUUGUUGAGGUUAGUCCCAAAUGGUUACAGGUUUUUGAACAGAAGAAUGCGAAGAGGUCGGUUCUGGUGUUGUGACAUUUCAACAGCACCCAAGUGCUAUAUUCCCGAGUUUCUCCUUCCAUCGGCAUGUUUUUAUUUCCAUUUUCUCCUUCCUGGAGAACGUUUUCAUUCCUGGUUUCUCCGUCAAUAGCAGAUUCUCAUUCUUUUGUUAAUUUGUGUCUUCAUCUGUUCAUCAUAUGUCCAUCAUGGUCAGUUUUAUUUCAUCCUUUUCAUAUUUUUUCUUUUACUUAGUAUGCGGGUUGGGAUUCACCCACAUUUACUGAGUCUAAGAGCAUUUCAUCUUGCAUUUCAUUCAUUCAUUUUUCAUUUUUGUCAGUCUUAGUAGGUGUUUUCUCAGGUCAAAUGUAAUACCAUGCAUUCAUGAAGAGUGGUAAAUGAGUAUAGGUUUUGAUUUUGCUUUGGAAUGUGUAAUCAUAUUCAUAUCUAUCCCCUCCUGUGGAGGGUAGUAUAUUGGAAUGUCACGAAUUGUGAUGACAUUAAAAGGUUAUGUAAGGAUUUGAAGUGUCACCCUUUGCUAGAGGCAGUGUAUUUGUGGUCCUGCCUCAGUUGUUAUCUUUCAAGUGAUAUUAAUGUUUAUAGAAACGAUGAAUUUUGUGAAUAUGGGCAGCUUUAUUUUCUUUC